Messenger RNA from Eurypyga helias (sunbittern), 1251 nucleotides. It is a transcript of the gene CBX3, whose product is annotated as chromobox homolog 3. Gene Ontology annotation, cellular component: pericentric heterochromatin; nucleus. Lineage: Eukaryota; Metazoa; Chordata; Aves; Eurypygiformes; Eurypygidae. Gene Ontology annotation, biological process: negative regulation of transcription by RNA polymerase II; chromatin organization. Bases 160 to 732 code for a protein of 190 amino acids. The transcript is spliced from 6 exons. Gene Ontology annotation, molecular function: chromatin binding. The record is from RefSeq and is a predicted model, not a curated record.
UAAAAGCUCUGCAAGUCUGCAAUAAAAAUGGCCUCCAAUAAAACUACAUUGAAAUCCAAAACAUUUAUCUUUAAGUGACAAGAAUUAGUGAAGCCGAAAAGAGUACCAGAAAACAAUCUUCUAUUGAAUCAAAGAAUUUUAGUCCAGCGGAGAACACAGAUGGAGAUGUUCCCCACUUGUAGCCUGCUUGCCUCAUCACCACACAAAAUGGGAAAGAAACAGAAUGGCAAAGGUAAAAAAGUUGAAGAGGCAGAGCCUGAAGAAUUUGUUGUGGAGAAAGUCCUGGACAGACGUGUUGUAAAUGGGAAGGUGGAAUACUACCUGAAGUGGAAAGGAUUUACAGAUGCUGACAACACAUGGGAACCUGAAGAAAACUUAGAUUGUCCAGAGCUAAUUGAAGCUUUUCUGAACUCUCAGAAAGCUGGUAAAGAAAAAACAGACGGUGCCAAAAGAAAAUCUUUGUCAGAUAGCGAAUCUGAUGAUAGUAAAUCAAAGAAAAAGCGUGAUUCUGUCGAUAAACCGAGAGGGUUUGCGAGGGGUCUUGAUCCUGAGCGGAUAAUUGGAGCUACGGAUAGCAGCGGAGAGCUUAUGUUCCUCAUGAAAUGGAAGGACUCUGAUGAGGCAGAUCUGGUGCUGGCCAAAGAAGCUAACGUGAAGUGUCCUCAGAUCGUAAUCGCUUUUUAUGAAGAGCGACUAACUUGGCAUUCAUGCCCAGAAGAUGAAGCACAAUAAUUGUUUGCAUUGCUUUUUUAUAUAUAUGAAUAUUAAAACCUGAAAUUUGAUUUAUUAGCAAUGUGAGAAGCAUACGUUCUAACAAGAGUCAAACUUGAUAUUUUUUUGAAGUAGUAUGUUUUGCAUCAACAGCAAGUAAAUAAAAGCUUUCUGCAACUUGUUUCAUUUAUCACAAGAGAGCAUUUGAUACUACUACUUCCUCCAUAUUAGGUAAAAGCUUUUAUAAAACGUUCAUAAACUUCCAUAGUUAUUACAGAAUCGUAUUGAAUGUCUAAACAAACUCACAGAUGUUUUGUAGUCUUCUAUACUAUUGAUGUGCAUGUAUCUUCUUUACCCAAACCUAGCCCUUUAAACCUGUAGAAUCAUUCUUUUUAGUAUUUGGGGUAACUUGGUCCCAAGAAGACCAGGUGAAAACUAACUUUGUAGUAAUUUGAAUGUUAUCAGACUGUAUAUUGUUUACUUUAUUGUAAAUACUGGUGAACAGUGGUCAAUAAAAUAGUUUUAUAUUCUUCCUUUAUA